UCCUAGUCGGGUUUGUUAACCACUGCGCCACGAUGGGAACUCCCAGAUAUCAUUUUUCUUGCUGGUCUGGGUGAUCCUGGGGUCAAAACUGUCCCAGCUUUGGCUCUUAGGUUAGGGUCUGGGGGCAGAUCUGAAACACAGCCUCUGCUUUGAGCUCAGGGUCCCUUCUCUCUCCCCAACAAUGUCCAAGGCUGUGGUCCUAGCUCCUCCUGGCAUCCCUCCCUUGAAGUUCCCUGUCACUCAUGUAAAUGGAUGCCACCUAAAGCCACCCCAUUUGUCCUUCCCAAAGGGCUCACAGAGGGGGCUCAGCACCCAUCCUAUCCCACUAUAUAUAAAUGCUAAAGACCAGAGGGUGCUUAAAGCAGUAUGACUGAUGGGGCAGGAAGUAGGGUCUUGAACCCAUUUUCCACGGAAAAGGUGGGAUGUUGCCUCAGGUGAGGUCAGGAGGAAGAAGCAAGCCAGUUCCCCACCUGCUGCCUCAUGGUGCAGUAACUGUCAGGCCACUGUGGUGAGGGCCAGGGCAGUGGUUCCCUGACAGGAUUUUGUCCCCUGGUCUAGAGCUAGGAUUUUGUCCAAGAGAGAUGGAGGAGCUACUAGUGCCAUUGGGCCCUGACUCUGGCUGGACAGGGAAGGAAUGUGUAACAGAAAACCUUGAAUUGCAUAAGACAAGAGCCCAGCUCCAAGGACUUCAGAACAAAAAGGCAUGAUUUAGCUCACAUAACUGGGAAGUGCAGGGUGUAGCAAGAGCCAGGGAGCAUGGUGUGGUUAGGAGCGAACUUCUCUCUUGUCUCGGUAGCCUUCUGUGCCAGUUUCAUUCUCAGUCAGCCUCCCCUCAAGCAGUGGCAAAAGACAACUACCCUUCUUUCUAGUUCAGCUUCUAGAUACAGAGGGGAAACUUCUACCUCUUUCCUAUUGGUCCAGCCAAAGUUGCAGCUUGAUUGGCCCAACUUGAAUCCAAUACCCACCUCUGAGCAAAUCAUUUCAGGGAGGUGACUGGAAUAUGCAGAUUGAACAGGCCGUUUCACUUGUCCAUGCCUGUAGCUAGGGAGUGGGAUCAGCCCUUACCACAGCAUGCGGACUAAGAAAAAGGAAGCGGGAAGGCCCCGAGGUCAGUCAGGACUGAGGGAAGGAUCUGGGCAGGCACAAACUACAUGUGUCCUUUCAAGUGAAGCCAGAAGGCAUAGCAGGAAUGCAAGUUAGAAACCCUUAGUGGGGUGGAGCCCUCGGGGACCCUUGGGGCUCAAAUUUAAGCUGAGGGCCUACCAGGACCUGGGUCUGGUUGGCUGUGGGGCAUGGGCACCACCCAGGCUAAGGAUGUUUCCAGUCAGCUUUGACAAGAGAGUACCCUGGCCUGAGGAAGGGGCAGAAUUUGCUUCCACUGCAACACUGUCCCUCUCCUUUCCCACCACUGUGACCCUGAGCUCCUUCUGGGAAAGCAGUGGAGGGACGGUCCUUGUUGCAAAUCUUGGCUGAGCUGGGCUGGGUUAUGCAGAGCUAGAAGCACAGGGGGCUGCCUGUGGGACGACGAACUUCCCCUUGUAAGUGUGCCAGCUGGGUGGGGACAGCUGAGCCAUGCCACAUAGGACAGGACAGUUGUCUCCACGACUGGGUGGGGGGUGAUCUCUGUCCCCAGGAGGCAGAAUGGCAGCUGGGCCAAAUGGGCUCGAGGAAUGGGUGGGCAGCGCAUACCUGUUUGUGGAGUCCUCGCUGGACAAGGUGGUCUUGUCAGAGUCCUACGCUCACCAGCAGCAGAAAGCAGCAGUGUACAGGGCCCUGCGGACUGCCCUUGCAGCAUUCCUUGCCAAAGACCCCCAGUACCUGCCUUUUGGCUUCUCUUUUCCCAUCUCAGGGCAGAGGCCACAGGAGGCCUGCAGCCGCUUCCUCCGGGCCUACCGCGAGGGGGCACUGCGCACCGCUCUGCAGGCGUGCUUGGAGACUGCUCUGGCCCUGAGUUCCGUGCCUUUGCAACUGGAGCUGCGCGCCAGCGCAGAGCGGCUGGACGCCUUGCUGACAGACGAGGAACGCUGUUUGAAUUUCAUCUUCGCCCAGAAGCCUGACCGGCUCCGGGAUGAGGAACUCACAGAGUUGGAGGAUGCGCUCAGAAAUCUGACCUGCGGCUCAGGGGGCCAAGGGGGUGACGUGGAGGGCGCUCCAGCCACCUCUACGGCGGAGGAGAAGCUGCCGCCACCGCCGUCUGGCCAGACUUUUCUGUUCCAGGGUCAGCCUGUCGUGAACCGGCCGCUGAGCCUGCAGGACCAACUGACGUUUGCCCGCUCAGUGGGCCUCAAGUGGCGCAAGGUGGGGCGCUCCCUGCAGCGUGGUUGCCGGGCGCUGCGGGACCCGGCUCUUGACUCACUGGCCUAUGAAUACGAGCGCGAAGGGCUGUACGAGCAGGCCUUCCAGCUGCUGCGGCGCUUUGUGCAGGCCGAGGGCCGCCGAGCCACGCUGCAGCGCCUGGUAGAGGCGCUUGAGGAGAACGAGCUCACCAGCCUGGCAGAAGACUUGCUGGGCCUGGCGAAUCCCGAUGGCAGCCUGGCCUAGACUGAGUACCAGAGAAAGGGGGUGGUCAGCCGGUUGCCCAGCCAGGGUUUGGGGCACCUGGAUGACCAUAGGUUCCCUUCUGCUGCUACUGCUGAUCUUCUGUCCAUCCAUGGGACUCUGAGAUGACACUUAACCCCACUUCGCUGAGCUGCUGGAGCUGCUGGGCAGAGGUGACUGCCCUCUCCCGGAGACGGACAAGCAUCCACUAUGCCUGCUGGAGGUUCUGCUCUAAAUACUAUGAUAGAGACAGAGUUAACCGGUGACCUGCUGCAGAAGUCUGCCUCACCCUCUCCCACCCCAGAAGAGGGGCUUUCAGCCAGACCUUACCUCUUCAUUCACCGAAUGAACAAUUAUUAUUCAUUAAUUCAUUAAGGACCUGCUGUAUCUUAGGCAUCAUCUUAAGUGUCACAAAUAUUGUGCUGAACAAGAUACACGAAUCCUGCCUGCUCCCAGUUGACACUCAGUAUGGUACUCUGAAUAUUAAGCAUCAGUAAUAAAAUACUACCCACUUUUUGAUGUGAAAAAUA
This is a messenger RNA of Phacochoerus africanus (Common warthog), 3068 nucleotides long. RefSeq names its product TNFRSF1A associated via death domain (gene TRADD). The record is from RefSeq and is a predicted model, not a curated record. Gene Ontology annotation, molecular function: transmembrane receptor protein tyrosine kinase adaptor activity. Lineage: Eukaryota; Metazoa; Chordata; Mammalia; Artiodactyla; Suidae. Gene Ontology annotation, cellular component: tumor necrosis factor receptor superfamily complex. Gene Ontology annotation, biological process: positive regulation of canonical NF-kappaB signal transduction; extrinsic apoptotic signaling pathway. The coding region runs from base 1642 to 2541 and encodes 299 amino acids. The transcript is spliced from 5 exons.